AUAUAAACGAAAUCUAAAAUAUCGAGGUUAUGUGUAUUGCUUGCACCACUGAGUGUUUGAUCACAAAACAAGAUACCGAAAAAGGAAAAUAAAAUAGUACAGCCCCAGAGUGUGGGCGUUAAAAAAAAAUAUUUCACACAGUGAUAGUUUUGAUAUUAAUACCACGUAAGCAUAUAAAAAAAAUUAUUUAAUUUCCAUCUUGAAAAAAAAUGUUUACAAAAAUAUUAAUAAUAUUAUUGGUACUUUCACCAUCAUUUGGUGAAGAUUACUAUGAACUUUUGGGACUUAAACGUAAUGCUGAUCAAAAAUCAAUUCGACAAGCUUUCAAAAAAAUAGCAGUUACACAUCAUCCAGAUAAAAAUAAUGAUGAUCCUGAUGCUCAUAUAAAAUUUGUAAAAUACACAACAGCAUAUGAAAUUUUAAAAGAUCCUGAAACACGUAAAAAAUAUGAUUUAUAUGGUGAAGAAGGUGUCAAUGGAAAUAAUAAUAAUAGACAACAAAAUUAUCAUUCAUACAGUUAUUAUCAAAAUAAUUUUGGCAUGUAUGAUGAUGAUCCAGAAAUAGUAACACUUAAUAGAAAUGAUUAUCAUGAUAAUGUCAUUAAUUCUGAAAAAGUAUGGAUGAUUAAUUUUUAUUCAGCAAUGUGUGGUCAUUGUCAUCAUUUAGCUCCAAUUUGGCGUAAAAUUGCUAAAGAUCUUGAGGGUGUUAUACGUAUUGGUGCUGUUAAUUGUGAAGAUGAUUGGUCAUUGUGUCAUGAAAUUGGAAUACAAUCAUAUCCAACAUUAUUAUAUUAUCCAAAAAAUUCAAAACAUGGUAUUAGAUUUACUAGUAAAAAAAGUUAUCAAGAAAUAAUGGAUUUUGUCAUGGAAAGACUUGAUGUAAAUAUUGAAGAAAUAACUUCAACAGUAUGGAAAAAUUCAUUAAAAGGUAUUGAAAAAAGAGAGAAAUCAAUGCUUGUAUUUAUAUGUGGUGAUAAUCAUGAAUGUUUUGAUAAUGAUGAUCAAAUUAAAAUAACAGCAACACUUGAAAAUAUAUUAACAACUGGUAUUGUUGAUUGUUAUAAAAUAAAUUGUAAUGAUAUAUCAUCAAGUACAACUGCUGUAUUUAUACCUGGUUUUAAACAUAAAACAAAAAAUCCAAUAUAUUUUGAUAAUACAUAUGCAAUUAAUGAUUUAGUUCAUCAGGUACUUGAUCAGCUACCUGAACCACAAGAAAUAACAUCAUCUGAUUUUAAAGAUAUACAAAAAACAUUAGAAAAUAAUAAUGAUAAUGAAGAUGGAUGGUUAAUAUGUUUUUACAUGGGACAUGCAACUGAAUUUGAUGUACAAUUAAAAAGACUACCAAGUAUAAUAAAUGAUGUUAAUUUAGGAAAAUUAAAUUGUGGUAAAUAUUCAAAUAUUUGUCGUAAAUUAAAUAUUAAUCGUUAUCCAAUGUGGGGUGUAUUAAAACCAGGUGGUGCAUUUGAAUUAAGUCAUGGAAAAGAUAAUAUAAAUGAUAUUGCAAAAUUUGCUGAAAAUAGUAUUAAAGCUAAAAAUGUAUGGGCAUUAACAGCUGAUAAAAUAUUAUCAAUAUUAAAAAGACAAAAUAAUAAUGAAGCAUGGUUUAUUGAUUGGUAUGCACCAUGGUGUCCACCAUGUAUACAAUUUCUUCCUGAAAUACGUAAAGCAUCAUUGGAAUUUGAUAAAUCAACUGUUUAUUUUGGUACUGUUGAUUGUACAGUACAUUCAAAUAUUUGUCAAAAUUAUAAUAUACGUUCAUAUCCAACAGCUAUGCUUAUUAAUGGCACAACAACAUCACAAUUUACAGCACAAAAAACAGCAACAAAUAUUAUUGAAUUUAUAAAUGAAUCAAUUAAUCCAACAGUCAUACGUUUAAAUUCAAAUAAUUUUUAUAAAAUUGUUGGUAAAAAAAAGACUAAGACACUUUGGGUUAUUGAUUAUUUUGCACCUUGGUGUGGACCAUGUCAACAACUUGCACCAGAAUGGAUAAAUGUUGCAAAAGCAUUAAAAAAAUUACCAAAUAUUAAAAUAGCAAGUAUUGAUUGUGAAGCUAAUUCAGAUAUUUGUCGAUCAGAAGGUGUUAAAAGUUAUCCAAAUAUUAGAUUAUAUCCAAUUGGUAGUGAAGGACUUGAUAAAGUUACAAUUUACAAUGGACCAAGAGAUUCAACAUCAAUGAUUAAAUGGAUUACUGAAUUUUUACCAAUUAAAAUUAUUGAUUUAAAUGACAAUACAUUAAAUAAAAAAGUAUUUAAUAGUAAAAAUGAUAUUUGGCUAGUUGACUUUUUUGCACCAUGGUGUGGACAUUGUCAAAAACUUGAGCCACAUUUUAAUAUUGCUGCACAAUUAUUAAAUGGUCAAGUUAAAUUUGCUCGUGUUAAUUGUGAUUUAUAUAAAUAUGAUUGUGGACGUGCUGGUGUUAGAGCUUAUCCAUCACUUAUACUUUAUGAUCCAAAAAAUAAAAAAAUGAAUAAAAUUGAUGGUAAAUUAUUGUCAGCAUUUACAGCUGAACAAAUUGAAAAACAAGUAUUGAAUCAUUUAAAUUUUAAUUAUGAUCAUGAUGAAUUAUAGGUAUGAUAAAUUUUUUAAAAAUAUUAUUAGUUGAAUCUCUGGAAAAGCACGUAAUGUUAAUUAUUUUAGUUAUAUUUUUUUUCUAAUUUAACAUUGACUGGGUGCUCCAUAAAUAGACUUCCAUAAAUAAAUAAAUAAGUAUACUAUUUAUAAAAUUAAAAUAAAAUAUAAAAAACAUUUAUAUAUUAAGUAAUAAUUGUAUUCAUUGAUAUAGUUUUACAAAUUAUGUCUCUCUCAUAUUUUUGUACAAUUUGUUUUUUUAGUAUCGUACUUAUGUACCUAUAAUUGAAUUUAAAAAUAUAAUAUUUUAUGAAACCAA
Molecule: messenger RNA, 2886 nt
Organism: Aphidius gifuensis
Lineage: Eukaryota; Metazoa; Arthropoda; Insecta; Hymenoptera; Braconidae
Product: dnaJ homolog subfamily C member 10-like
Exons: 2
Coding region: 210-2567 (785 amino acids)
Source: RefSeq, a predicted model, not a curated record